AUGGCGAACUGGAAGUGUUACACAUCGACGCUGGUCUUUGGCUUGAAUGAAGUAGUUAUAAGGAAGAAAGUUGAGAGUGGUCAAAGUUUGUCGUGUAAAAGACGGCGAAUUUCCGAGUUUCCCGGUUUAGAAGAGUGCUUAUUAAAAUGGUUUAAACAGUGUCGUCAUGAAAAUAUAAGUAUUAGUGGACCAUUAUUACAAGAAAAGGCAGAAAUAUAUUCGACGUCUUUAGGAUUUUCUGAUUUUAGAGCAAGCAAUGGAUGGCUGGAAAAGUUUAAACGUAGGCAUGACCUUGUUUUCAAGAAAGUUUGCGGGGAAAGUGCAAGUGUAAAUGUUGCAACUUGUAAUAAAUGGACAAAUGACAGAUUGAAAGAUUUGUUACGUGAUUUUGAGCCUGAAAAUGUCUUCAAUGCUGAUGAAACAGCUUUAUUUUAUAAAUGUCUUCCCGACAAAACUCUAACUUUUAGAGAUGAUAAAUGCCAUGGUGGUAAGCAUAGCAAAGAACGCUUAACAAUUUUACUCGCUGCAAACAUGACAGGUACAGAAAAACUCUCACCUUCAGUGAUUGGGAAAUCGAAAAAACCUCGUUGUUUUUCAAAAUGCAAAUCUCUGCCAUUGAAAUAUGAAGCGAAUACUAAAGCAUGGAUGAAUUCUGCAAUCUUCAGAGACUGGCUCAUAGGUAUUGACAAGAAAAUGAGUAAAGAAAAAAGAAAAAUACUACUAUUUAUAGAUAAUUGCACGGCACACAACGAUAUUCCUCAAAUGACAUCAGUAAGAGUAGAGUUUUUACCUCCAAACACCACAUCAAAAUUGCAACCGAUGGAUCAGGGCAUUAUCAAAAAUUUCAAGUCAUUAUACCGUAAAGAAGUAGUCAGGAAUAUGUUGCAAGAUUUGGAAGAAAAAGAGAUUCUCGUAUAG
Molecule: messenger RNA, 918 nt
Organism: Cotesia glomerata
Lineage: Eukaryota; Metazoa; Arthropoda; Insecta; Hymenoptera; Braconidae
Product: tigger transposable element-derived protein 4-like
Exons: 2
Coding region: 1-918 (305 amino acids)
Cellular component (GO): nucleus
Molecular function (GO): DNA binding
Source: RefSeq, a predicted model, not a curated record